CUCGUUCUCGCUUUGAAACCUGACAGAAAAUUAACCUGGUUGAUUUUUGUAUGUUUAAUUUUAUUUUUGUUUCUAAAGAAGUGGACCUGAAUGUUUUACAGUAGCCGUUACUAACGGUUAACGGCUGCAGCCUCCUCUAACUGAUUUUUAACGGAGUAAUUUUCUUGUUGGAGUCGACCGUUUUAUUUCCGCCGUAAUCUGGAUCCGGAUUCACGUUCAUGAAGUGGAUUUUAUGGGCUUGUGAUUUUCAAAUCGCCCGAAGACACGUGGAAGUGUGAUCACGGACUUUGUUCAUCUUUAAUUUAUUUAAUUGCGUGUGUUCGCGCGUGCGCGUGCAUGUGUUACGUACUUCUUUCCCCGUUAACCGGUGAUUUUGGAGCUGACUUUAAUUUGGGUGACCGUUUGUCGGACCGUUGGUGUCCUCGAGCGUGGACGGUUAGCUGGGCUGGGCGUUAAUGAAAACCACGUGACGAGGAGAGCAGUUGCCGGCUGUGAGGUGUCCUGCAGUGCUGCGAGAAGAUGCCCUCUUGGAAGGAGGCUGCCGUGUUCUUGCUGGUUGUGCUGCCGCUGCUCGACGUGCGACCGAUUGACGGACGAACGUCUCAACACCACACACUGAAGCGUCAGAGACGAGGGCACCACGUGCACAGAGUACUCCAGAACAUCACGCUGGCUGUCAUCUUACCGCAGAGCAACACCGCUUACCCCUGGGCCUGGCCCCGCAUCGGCCCCGCUAUAGAGCGGGCCAUCAAAACCGUCAACACCAACUCCACCCUGCUGCCUGACCACCGUCUCACGUACGUCUUCAGGAACAGCGAAGACAAAAGCGGCACCUGCACUGAGUCGCGUGCGUCCGUCUUGGCUGUGGACCUCAAACUUGAAUACGACCCGUGGGCCUUCAUCGGGCCUGGCUGUUCCUACACCGCCUCCCCCGUUGGCUUCUUCACAAGCCACUGGGGGGUUCCCAUGGUUACGGCAGGUGCCCCAGCUGUGGCCUUUUACAACAAUUCAUACCCGUCCAUCACCAACAUGGGGCCCACGCACAUGAAGCUGGGGAAGUUCGCCCUGCGUAUCUGGGAGCACUUCGGGUGGCGUGAGCACUUGAUGCUGCUGUUCAGCGAUGAUAAGAUGGACGACCGACCGUAUUACUUUGCUGUUGAAGGUUUGUACAUGCAGCUGAAGGCCAACAACAUCACCCAUAUGGACAAAACCUUUGAAGAGAACAAGCCCAUCAACUACUCCGAAAUCCUCGACGAUGUUCAGAGCAACAGCCGAGUUGUGUUUGCCUGCUGCUCCCCAGACGUCUUCAGAAAGUUGAUGAUUCAGUUUCGCCGGGUGGACGUUUUCCAUGAGCAAUUCGUCUUCCUCUACAUCGACCUGUUCGGAGACAGCCUGCGGCACGGGCACAGGCAGCCGUGGUUCCGGGACGACAAGGACGAUGCCAUCGCCAAGGAGGCCUUCCAGAAUGUGAAGAUCCUGACCUACCAAGAGCCUCAAAAUCCAGAGUACAAAGAAUUUGUCCAAAACUUGAAGAACGAUGCUGAUGUGAUGUUCAGCUACACAAUAGAGGAUUCUUUGAUGAACAUAAUUGCUGCCGGUUUCUAUGACAGUGUGAUGUUUUAUGCUCACACUCUGAACGAGACCAUGACAGCAUUCGGCAGCCGUCCGCCGGGCCAAGCCGUCACCUGGCAGAUGUGGAAUCGAACCUUCCAGGGUGUUUCAGGACUGACCUACCUGGAUGAAAAUGGGGACAGAGAGAUAGACUUUGCUCUGUGGGACAUCACCAACACCGAAAACACCACCUACCAGGUAUGUUUCUCUCUCUGUCUCUGUCCAUCCUGCAGGAGGCUGAAGUUGGAGAAGGAGUUGGUUGCUCAGCUCUGGAGGAUUUCCUGGGACAACAUCCAGAUGAGCAACUUGGAUAAAGUCCUGCGCAGCGGCAGUAGACUCACUCUGUCCCUGAAGGGAUCGAACUACGGCUCGCUGAUGACUGGAGAAGGAAACCUGCAGGUUUUUGCCAAAACCGGAUACUACAAGGGAAACAUCGUGGCCAUCAAAUACACCAACAGGAAACGCAUCGAGCUGAACAGGAAGGUCCUGUUUGAACUCAAACACAUGAGAGACAUUCAGAACGAACACCUGACCAGGUUCAUCGGCGCGUGUGUCGACCCACCGAACAUCUGCAUCAUCACUGAGUACUGCUCGCGAGGAAGCCUGCAGGACAUUCUGGAGAAUGACAGCAUCACUCUGGACUGGAUGUUCAAGUAUUCUCUCAUUAACGACAUCGUCAAGGGCAUGCUGUUCCUCCACAACAGUGUCAUCGUCUCUCACGGCAAACUCAAGUCGUCUAACUGCGUGGUGGACAACCGCUUCGUGCUGAAGAUCACUGACUACGGUCUGUCCAGCUUCCAGUCGGAGAGCAGUGUGGGUCAAGACGCGCACGCCUACUACACCCAGAGGUUGUGGAUGGCACCUGAGCUGCUCCGGUUGGAGUCUCCACCUCCUCAGGGAACUCAGAAAGGAGAUGUCUACAGCUUUGGUAUCAUUCUCCAGGAGGUGGCGCUGCGCCGUGGAGCGUUCUACCUAGAUGGUGACCCACUGAGCCCAAAAGAGAUCGCGGACCGGGUGGUUCUGGGGGAGUGGCCCUGCCUGAGGCCGGCCAUCGACUUGCAGAUCCACAGUCCCGAGUUGGGUCAGCUGAUGCAGCGCUGCUGGGCUGAGGAGCCCACAGAGAGACCCGAGUUCAGCCACAUCCGGCUGCUGCUCCGCAAGCAGAACAAGGAGUCGAGGACCAACAUCCUGGACAACCUGCUGUCUCGGAUGGAGCAGUACGCCAACAACCUGGAGGAGCUGGUGGAGGAGAGAACUCAGGCGUACCAUGAGGAGAAACGCAAGGCCGAGGCACUGCUCUACCAGAUACUCCCACAUUCGGUGGCGGAGCAGCUGAAACGGGGUGAGACUGUUGAGGCAGAGGCCUUCGACUCCGUCACCAUCUACUUCAGUGACAUCGUGGGCUUCACCGCCAUAUCUGCAGAGAGCACGCCGCUGGAGGUGGUGACCCUGCUCAAUGACCUGUACACCUGCUUUGAUGCCAUCAUCGACAACUUUGACGUGUACAAGGUGGAGACAAUCGGCGACGCCUACAUGGUAGUGUCCGGGCUGCCCGUGAGGAAUGGGAAGCUGCACGGCAGGGAAAUCGCCCGCAUGGCCCUCGCCCUGCUGGACGCCGUCCAAACCUUCAAGAUCCGCCACAUCCCAGAACAGCAGCUCAAACUACGGAUUGGAAUCCAUAGUGGUCCUGUGUGCGCCGGCGUGGUCGGCCUGAAGAUGCCGCGGUACUGCCUGUUUGGUGACACGGUCAACACGUCAUCGCGUAUGGAGUCGACUGGAGUAGCACUGAAGAUUCACGUGUCGGCUGCGACUCGCGAUGUCCUGCAGGAGUUCAACUGCUUCCAGCUGGAGCUUCGAGGAGACAUCGACAUUAAGGGCAAAGGAAAGAUGACCACUUAUUGGCUGCUGGGAGAGAGUGACAGCCAAUGACAACGCACUGCGGACAGGGCGAUGGUGGGAAGGGAGGAGGAGACAAAGGAAAGCGAGAACACAAGGAGCUGAGGAGACAAAGGAAGGAGAGAAGAGAACGUGCUGAGGAGACAAGGAGACAAAGGAAAGCUUAUAAGUGAAAAUGGGGGAGGAUGACAUCCGGUUUCACUCCCUCACUGUCCUGCAACAGAUCCUUCAGCGGUUCUGGUUCUUGGGCACACGGUUCUGAAACUUUUCAGCCCACAAAAGGUGGAAAAAACUUGUGGAAUAAACGCUGCCAAAAGCUGAAACAAAUCGAGGAUCUUCGAUGAAGUCCUAAAAGAAAAAAAAAAAAAACUUGAACCUGCAGAACCAAGAGUCUGACUCGGGAGUCCGAGUCUGGUCACAGAGUUCAUCCUGUAUUUUGUGUAUUUUUAUGUUUAAUUCAGGUUCACAUUGGAGCGGAACUACAUUUAAAUAUUGUGAAAGUUUGUUUAUAUUGAAUAACUUUAAUGAAUGAAUGAUGUACAGUGAGUAAAGUGUCUUAUUUUCAAGGUCACAUUUUUGUCAGCGGUUAUGAAGGAAAAAAAGACUUUCUCAAAACUGUAGUAACUCACCUUAUUCACAUCAGGGCAGUAUUGUGCAGUGGACAAGGUUCUCUAUCUGGGUUCACAAUCCUGUCCAGGCCACACCCCCUUCAGUAGAAUUCCUUGAUUCUUUGAUUUUUCUUGGUAUUCAUGAUUCUCACAUUGCUGCUCCUGACUAAGCUUUUAAAGCCAGAUUAACUAAACAAUAAAAUAAUCCGAAUUUAAGUGGUGUUGAAGAUGAUGUGACGUUUGUGUUGCAGAGCAGAUGAUAAAAUACAUUAGCUUCAAACACAGAAUUACUGUUUUUCAGAUGGCAUACUUUAUGAGCUGAGAAAAUAUUUUUGCAAACAGUAUGCUGCCCCCUUGUGGAAAAAAGUAAAUGCCUCCUUUGCAGUGAUAUAAGAUUCUUAAAGUGUAGGUGACAC
Thalassophryne amazonica is the source of this 4531-nucleotide messenger RNA. Its product is annotated as atrial natriuretic peptide receptor 1-like. The transcript has 20 exons. The record is from RefSeq and is a predicted model, not a curated record. Gene Ontology annotation, molecular function: peptide receptor activity; protein kinase activity; guanylate cyclase activity. The coding region runs from base 520 to 3540 and encodes 1006 amino acids. Gene Ontology annotation, biological process: protein phosphorylation; cGMP biosynthetic process; intracellular signal transduction. NCBI's taxonomy places the organism in Eukaryota, Metazoa, Chordata, Actinopteri, Batrachoidiformes, Batrachoididae. Gene Ontology annotation, cellular component: membrane.